Molecule: messenger RNA, 2219 nt
Organism: Drosophila kikkawai
Lineage: Eukaryota; Metazoa; Arthropoda; Insecta; Diptera; Drosophilidae
Gene: Tdc2
Product: Tyrosine decarboxylase 2
Biological process (GO): amino acid metabolic process
Cellular component (GO): cytoplasm
Molecular function (GO): carboxy-lyase activity; pyridoxal phosphate binding
Source: RefSeq, a predicted model, not a curated record
UUUCGCAGGCCGCGACCAACGGUUCACCAUCGCGUGUUCGGAGUACAAAAACGCCCAGAAUAAUUUUUCCAAGCUUCAAACGUGCGGAUAAUCGAAAAUAUAAAUAAACUCACAACACGAGCCAGUUAAAAGUGAGACACUGAUCAAGCAUGGACAGCACCGAAUUCCGGAAACGUGGCAUGGAAAUGGUUGAGUACAUCUGCAACUAUCUGGAGACGCUGAACGACCGCCGGGUCACGCCCAGCGUAGAGCCGGGCUAUCUGAGGCAUCUGUUGCCAUCUGAAGCUCCACAAGAACCGGAGGACUGGGACCAGAUCAUGAGCGAUGUGGAGGACAAAAUCAUGCCUGGCGUGACGCACUGGCAGCAUCCACGUUUUCAUGCGUAUUUUCCGGCGGGAAACUCAUUUCCCUCCAUCUUGGGCGAUAUGCUAGGUGAUGGAAUAGGCUGCAUUGGGUUCUCCUGGGCGGCCAGUCCUGCCUGUACCGAACUGGAGACCAUCGUACUGGACUGGCUGGGUAAGGCCAUCGGCCUACCGGACCAUUUUCUGGCCCUUAAAGAAGGCAGUACCGGCGGUGGGGUCAUUCAGACUUCUGCCUCGGAGUGCGUACUGGUCACGAUGCUGGCAGCGAGGGCUCAGGCUCUAAAGAGGCUCAAGGCCCAGCACCCGUUCGUGGAGGAAGGCCACUUGCUGUCCAAACUGAUGGCUUACUGCUCCAAAGAGGCGCACAGCUGCGUGGAGAAGGCUGCCAUGAUUUGCUUCGUGAAGCUGCGCAUCCUGGAACCCGACGAGAAUGCAAGCCUGCGCGGCCAGACGAUCUACGAGGCCAUGGAGGAGGACGAGCUGCAGGGCCUGGUGCCGUUCUUCGUCUCCACCACACUGGGCACCACUGGCUCCUGUGCCUUCGACAACCUGCCGGAGAUUGGCAAGCAAUUGCAACGCUUCCCUGGCGUCUGGCUGCACGUGGACGCCGCCUAUGCGGGCAACAGCUUUAUCUGCCCCGAGCUGAAGCCGCUCCUGAAGGGCAUCGAAUACGCCGACUCAUUCAACACGAAUCCCAACAAAUGGCUGCUGACCAAUUUUGACUGCUCAACACUGUGGGUGCGGGACCGCAUCCGCCUGACAUCAGCCCUGGUGGUGGAUCCGCUGUACCUCAAGCACGGCUACUCGGAUGCGGCCAUCGACUAUCGUCAUUGGGGAGUUCCACUCAGCCGGCGAUUUCGUUCGCUGAAGCUGUGGUUCGUGCUGCGUAGUUAUGGAAUCUCCGGGCUGCAGCACUACAUACGUCAUCAUAUCAAGCUGGCCAAGCGGUUCGAGGAGCUGGUGCUCAAAGAUAAGCGCUUCGAGAUCUGUAACCAAGUCAAGCUGGGCCUGGUUUGCUUUCGUCUGAAAGGCAGCGACAAGCUCAACGAGAAACUCCUGAGCAUCAUCAACGAGUCCGGCAAGUUGCACAUGGUGCCCGCCAGCGUAAACGAUCGCUACAUCAUCCGUUUCUGUGCCGUUGCCCAGAACGCAACAGCCGAGGACAUCGACUAUGCCUGGGAUAUUAUCGUGGACUUUGCCAACGAGCUGCUGGAGAAGGAGCAGCACGACGAGCUCUCUGAGAUCAUGAACCGCAAGAAGCAGGACACACUGGCCCAGAAGCGCUCCUUCUUCGUGCGAAUGGUCAGCGAUCCGAAGAUUUACAAUCCGGCCAUCAACAAGGCCGGCACUCCGAAGCUGUCCAUGGAGCUGCCCUCGCCGGUGGUGAGCCGCGGCAGUGCUCCCAUUAUCCGAACCCAGAGCUCGGUGGACCACAAUUCAUGGAUUUCCUGGCCGCUAGCUUUCCUCUUCAAUAGCAACAACGAGGAGAAGGGAAACAAUGUCUCAUUGCGUUUCCGACAUUUGGACACCAACGUGCGGCCGUCAUCGUCGCGACGUAAUUCCGGAGCCGGCUCUUCACCCUCGCCGGAAAAUGAGUUGGACUACGUGAAUGUGCAGCAGCACCAGCAACAGCAGCAGGAGCAGCGAUCGCCCCGGAGAUCGCCUAUGGUCGUGCGCAAGACAUCCGCCACAAGGGAAAAUCCCAACUAAUUAUAUUCACACAACAGUCUAUAGAUACAGGCUUAUGCAUAUAUAGCACACAGUAUUAGCACCUUCUUAUCCGAGGUGCCUAGUUGAAUUCUAGACCAAUCUACAAUGCAAUGUAUUACUUAUCCUUUAAGAUCUGUGACAGCAAUA